Molecule: messenger RNA, 6342 nt
Organism: Anarrhichthys ocellatus (wolf-eel)
Lineage: Eukaryota; Metazoa; Chordata; Actinopteri; Perciformes; Anarhichadidae
Product: collagen alpha-5(IV) chain-like
Exons: 52
Coding region: 176-5197 (1673 amino acids)
Cellular component (GO): collagen trimer
Molecular function (GO): extracellular matrix structural constituent
Source: RefSeq, a predicted model, not a curated record
CACUUCAACCCAGACGGAGAGCUUCAAUUUAACUGAAGCCGUGACCUAACAUCACCCACAGACAUUACAGCAGGGGAUACGUGUAAUGUGAAGGGUGGUUGCUGAGGAACACGCUGAAAAAAAGACAUUUCAACACUGCCACGGUGUCUGCGGUAACUGGAGCAAGAACAGAGCCAUGGGGAUGUUAAUGUUGGGAGUUCCUCUCAUCCUGCUUGCUGUGAUGCUGAUGGGCACAGGGGCCAAAAAUUGUGUGUGCAAUGGGAAAUCAAGGUGCCGCUGUGCAGGAGUGAAAGGCAGCAGGGGAGACAAAGGUUUUCCCGGAGUUCCAGGUCCCUCAGGGAUAGAGGGCCGUCGUGGAUCAGAUGGUCAUCCUGGGCCUAUUGGACCAAAGGGCAACACUGGGCCUGAUGGACUGGAGGGGCCAAAAGGCGAUCCGGGACCUGAGGGCAAAGAAGGGUUUGCUGGGUCUCAUGGUUUACCGGGUAUCCCAGGUCUUCAAGGGCCUCCAGGAGCCGCAGGGGUCCACGGCUGCAAUGGAACUGAUGGAGAAGAGGGACCUCCUGGUGUUCCCGGCAUCCAUGGCAUCGAUGGAAGUGCAGGUCCAGCUGGCCUGCCUGGACCUAAGGGUGAAUCGCGGGUAUCAGUGAAUGCAAUACCAGGCCCACCUGGGCCACCAGGGAGGGACGGACAGCCGGGACAUCCAGGUUUCCUUGGAGAGGAUGGACGACCAGGGGACCCUGGACCACAGGGCUCUGUCGGGUUUCCUGGUCGUUCUGGGUAUCCAGGAUCAAAGGGUCAAGAAGGCAUAGGCGCUACCCCAGGACCUCGUGGACCACAGGGGAGACCAGGACUACGAGGCCCACCGGGGCCACGGGGUCGGAUCAAGGAGUUUUUCACUGAGAGUCUCGUGUUAAAGAGUGCAAAAGGAGACAACGGAGACAUAGGAAUAAAAGGAUGCAAGGGUGAAUCAGGAGACCCAGGUUAUGGCCAUUACACCAAAGGAGCAAAGGGAGACCAAGGACCGGAGGGUCCAGUAGGAAAGGCAGGGAAGGAUGGCGAUCCUGGACAAUCAUCUAGGGGAUGGCCUGGCUCCAGAGGUGAUCCAGGAUAUCCGGGGACACCAGGAGGGACGGGUGAAAAGGGAGAUAGGGGUCCCCAUGGUCCACCUGGAGAUAUAUUUGGCCCUGUGACUGAGCCACUCAACGGGUACCGUGGAGAUCUGGGUUUCCCAGGCUCACCUGGGCUCCCUGGUCGUCAAGGUGUUGAAGGAUUCCCUGGACCUGAUGGACCUCCAGGCCAUUCAUCUGGGAUUCAUGUGCCAGGCCCUAGAGGUCCCAAUGGUUUUCCAGGCCCCAAAGGGGACCCUGGGGAGCCUGGGGAUAGUUAUUCGGGACUCCCAGGUCCAGAUGGGGAUGACGGGUAUCAAGGGCCUCCCGGGGAUCAGGGCCCACCUGGACCUCCUGAAGACAGAACUAACAGGAUUACCAAAGGUCUCCCAGGAAUGAAGGGAACAAGAGGUAUGCCUGGACCCAUGGGAUAUGAUGGGUCUUUUGGAAUGAAAGGAGUGAAGGGGGAGCCCUGUUAUGAGUGUAUCGGAUCAGGAUUCCCAGGACCACCGGGUCCACAAGGCCCACCUGGCAUCCCUGGAUAUAAUCAAGGACCAGGUGCUAAAGGUGAUCCAGGCUUCCCAGGAUCUAGUGGCUUACCUGGAAGACCAGGUCCGAUUGGUCAAAUGGGAUUUCAAGGCCCACCAGGACAAAAGGGUGACUCAUAUUCGGACAACACUCCUGGUAUAAAUGGAGAUGAAGGAGACCCGGGACAGCCUGGCAGACCUGGUGCAGAUGCCCGCCCUGGGUUUCCUGGACUACCUGGUCGCAAGGGCGAUCAAGGACCUCCAGGGGAUUCGUAUCCUUUCCAUGGUGCAGAGGGAGACCGUGGUUUCCCAGGACCACAUGGGUCUUUAGGCAGACCAGGAACAGUCGGCUACCCUGGGCCAGUGGGAUAUGGGCCUGCUGGACUUCCGGGAAGUACAGGAGAUGUUGGGGUACCUGGCCUGCCAGGACAACCUGGGAUUCCUGGCCAGAAAGGCGAACCUAGCCACAUCCACACCAUAGGACUUCCUGGACCACCUGGAUUUAAAGGUCUGCCUGGUUCACCUGGAAGCCCAGGUAAUCACGGAGUACCAGGUACCCCAGGAAUACCAGGUUUUCGAGGACAGAGGGGAGAAAGUGGUGAGGUGUCAUUUCCUGGAAGGUCGGGGAUCCCUGGACAGAAAGGCGACAAGGGGCAACCAGGUCUCCCAGGCUUUCCAGGGACCGGCUUGUCUGGUCGGCCAGGGUCACAAGGCAUUCCUGGUCCUGCAGGACUGAAGGGUGACGGUGGGCCUGGAUACCGUGGCCCCCCAGGACCCCCUGGGCCUCCAGGAGAAGACGGAACUCAGGGGCCCGUAGGAGAUCCUGGGAUCCUUGGCCUACCUGGGAACCCAGGAGUACAUGGAAGUCCAGGUUUUCCAGGAGAAAAGGGAAGUAAAGGUUCUGUAGGCCCCCCAGGACUACCUGGUAACAAAGAUUCAUGUAAAGGUGAUUUACCUGGGCCAGGGGGACCACAAGGACCAGAUGGGUUUCCAGGACAUCCAGGACCCGAUGGCUCCCCCGGUGAGAAGGGGAACCCAGGUUUGCCAGGGUUUGGUCGUCCUGGCGUCCCCGGUGAACCUGGUGUUCUUGGGCCAUCAGUGCCGGGUUCUCGUGGGCUCACUGGACAAAAAGGGAUCACGGGACAAAACGGCCUGCCCGGUCAACCAGGACUGAGAGGAGACCCUGGACCAGAUGGGUUACCAGGAUAUGGUUCAGAUGGGUUGCCUGGAACUUUAGGACCACCAGGCCAAAUAGGUGCCCCCGGCCCAGAUGGAGCCAGGGGUUCCUGGGGUCCUCCAGGUAUGAAUGGCGAACCAGGUCCCAGAGGUCCUCCAGGCCUUGCAUCACCACAGACAAUAGACGCUUUUGGGCCCCCAGGGGACCCUGGCAAUCCGGGUUACCCUGGUCUAUCUGGUGCCAAUGGAGAUACUGGAAGUAUUGGACUAAAAGGGCGGAGAGGGACAGCUGGAGCACCAGGGGGUCCUGGACAAAGAGGUCCUGCAGGUGAUCCAGGUGUUGAUGGAUUAGUUCUCGCAGGGGGAAGUCGAGGACCUGCUGGAGCUCCAGGAGACCCGGGAGUCAAAGGGCCUCCAGGCCCAAGGGGAAUAAAAGGAGAUCAAGGAAUCUCUGGAGGGUCAGGUCUAGAUGGUGCACCAGGUCCAACUGGUAACAAAGGCAUUAAUGGAGAGCCAAAUUACAGUGGAUAUGGAUGGCCUGGACCAGUAGGACAAAAGGGUGAACCAGGAUCAACCAAUACGUAUGUGAUGAAGGGUCAGAAAGGGCAACCUGGUUCUUUUGGAUCUUUAGGUUUACCAGGAUACAGUGGAGCCAAAGGAAACCCAGGACCUGACGGACAAAAUGGUCCAUCAGGCUAUCAAGGGCCUAAAGGUUCCGAUGGACCUCCAGGAAACAAAGGACAGACAGGACCCAAUGGACCGGCAGGUGACGCAGGCCUGCCGGGUGUCGGUAGUUAUCCAGGUGCUAAAGGCAAUCAGGGCCGGGAUGGGAUCCCUGGACCACCAGGGCAGAAAGGAGACACCAACAUUAUAGGAGGGACACCUGGUAGACGUGGCGACACAGGUCAACAAGGUCUUCCCGGGAACCCUGGUCCCCCUGGCUUGUCUCUCACAGGGAGUCCUGGACCAAUAGGAGACAGAGGAUUUCCAGGUUCAACUGGGGUCUCUGGUCGGAUAGGAGUACCAGGAAGGGAAGGGGCUUGUGUUCCUGGGUCAAAAGGAGACCACGGUCAUCCUGGCAAUCCUGGUGGCCCAGGUUAUCGUGGCUUACCUGGCCUUCCAGGUCCCACAGUGCCGGGGUUAAACAGAGACAGAGGGGACCCAGGUCUUACAGGAGCCCCAGGCUAUAGUGGACCACGAGGAGAUCCAGGCCCUGAAGGACCACCGGGUCCAAGAGGCAGACCUGGAGUCCCGGGACCAAUAGGUGAUUCUGGUCUACCUGGAAUCCAUGGGCUCCCUGGUGUCGAGGGAGACCCUGGAUACAUCCCUGGCCCUCCUGGUCUACCUGGGGUGAAAGGCUUUCCUGGACGACCUGGAUUAAAAGGUGAUCCAACAUAUGGCACGGUGAUAUAUGAACCAGGAUCUCCCGGCUCACCUGGUCCCUCUGGCAAUCGAGGAGCCCCGGGGAACACUGGACCUUCAGGACCACCAGGCCAACCAGGUCAGUCAGGCGUCAAAGGCCAGCGUGGUUCCAGCCCAGAUGGCCAUCCUGGAUUUACUGGACUCAAAGGAGACACAGGACAAGCAGGACUGCCAGGUUCAGAAGGCAGACCUGGAGACCCAGGCAACAAGGGUCAUCCAGGGUUGCCAGGCAGAGGUGGUCCAGGUUAUGUUGACAGUUUCCUGAUCGCCAGACACAGUCAGAGCACAAGUGUCCCUGACUGCCCUCGUGGCACCAGCCUCAUCUACUCUGGUUACUCCUUGCUCUUCAUCAACGGAAACGAGAGAGCCCAUGGUCAGGACCUUGGCACCAUGGGAAGCUGUCUCCCCCGUUUCUCCACCAUGCCCUUCCUGUUUUGUGACACGGAGAGUAACUGCCGCUAUGCUUCUCGUAACGACUACUCCUACUGGCUGUCCACUGACACUCCUAUGCCUACCAACAUGGCCUCCAUCACAGGGGAUACACUGGCCUCCUACAUCAGCAGGUGCUCAGUGUGUGAAACCACCUCCAACGUCAUAGCCGUCCACAGCCAGACAACUCUGACACCUGAAUGUCCCCGAGACUGGGAGUCAUUAUGGACUGGAUACUCAUUUGUCAUGCAAACGGGUGCUGGAGCAGAGGGCUCCUCCCAGCCCCUGGUUUCUCCCGGCUCAUGUCUGGAAAAUUUCCGCCAAGUGCCGUUCAUCGAGUGUCAUGGCAGGGGAACUUGUAACUACUACCCUGAUUCCUAUAGCUACUGGCUGGCCUCCCUGGACCCCAACAGCAUGUUCAGUAAUCCUGUUCCUCACACAGUGAAGGGACUUUCUCUACAAAGUGUCAUCAGCCGUUGUCGGGUCUGCAGGAAACCAUGGCAACCAAGAGAUGACAGACGCGGGGACAAUUUUUAGCGUUCAGUAUUUCCUUUAUCGAUGUAAUUUUUUAGAUCUGAAAAUAUGAGAAAUGUGAGAUAAAAUAGUCUCGGCAGUUUGUAGUGUGUUUAUCCGUUUGUUACACUGGUGUGAGUUACACAUCUGUGUUCAUGAGUCUUAGCUGUGAAUAAAAUACAUUUCAAGCAAAUUGCCAAUCACUUUAAUUGCAGGUGUUAUGUAAGCUCUGAUAAUAGUGCAUAUUAAAAGUAAUGACACAUUUAGUGAGUCACUAUAUGUUAUCGAGGCUGUGGUGGGCCACCUGUGUGAACUUAUUCCUGUGACACACGUGGGCCUCAACACCAGCUAGUCAUAGCAGUGAUAAAGGUACUGCUAGUUGUUGUAGUGAUACUAGUAGCAAUAGCACCACUGCGCCCAUUUCAGUUAGUCUUUUCUUUGAAAUGUGUUGUUUUCAUCCAGUUUUACUUUAUAUGCUUGCCAAUACUUAACUUGAUUUGUCAGUGACACGUUGAACACAGCUAGGCCAUCUGACCAUGUUCGAACCUAAAGUCUGACCAUGUACUGUAUGCUGUCAUUGAUGAAAGCACAACACCAUUCUCCUAUGUUGCUGUGUCCAUGUGACUAAAGGUGCCUUGGAUACAAACAUGCACCAAAUGUUAUGAUUUUAUGCAGACGACGGCCAGGCCACUGAGAAAUAAUUAUCCAUACGGUGCUGAUGUCAAUGAAUGACGUAAAAAAUAAUGAGGUCACAGAUGACACACACAUGUUCCUAUGAUACCUGGAGAGGCGGCAUGUUGUAAAUGUGAUGCUCUCGCUUUGGAAUUGUUAGGUUGUUGUGUUUUCACACGCAAAUAUUGAGUCAUUUGUGCCUUCACUCUAAAAGCAUUUAUUUUCAGUUCCGGCUUGUUAAAUGGUGCAUGGUAAGGAUUAAAGCUUAUGACUCAUACAGCCUGCAACUUUCUCCAGUCCAUUUCUAAAUGAACUGUCAGAAGGCUCCCUCUGUGGCUUCCAGACAAAAGAAAAUGCACAUUAAGAUCUUGAGAGAUACAUUGUGGAAUGUUUUUUCUUUUUACAUCCCAUCUUUCUCCUUUUGGUUUGUCAAUUGCAGGAAAAGACAUUAAAAUAAAAUAUGAAUGGAGAGAAAUAAUGACUGUUUUAAUGGUACG